AGGUCAUUGAGGCCUUUUACUGCAAUGGAAGUGCUGAAGAGCAAGCAGAAGCAACUGCCUUUGAUUGGUUGAUGCACUGCUUGGCGCUAACUUGGAAGAUCAUUUUCCUCAUCGUUCCACCGCCAUCUCUUCUUGGAGCAUAUCCAUCAUUCUUUUGCUCGCUGAUAGGGAUCGGCCUCGUCACAGUGGUCAUCAACGAUGCCGCUAGCUUGCUCGGUUGCUCCGUGGGGAUGGCUGAUGAUUUGACGGCCAUCACCCUUGUGGCACUGGGUACUAGUCUACCAGACACCUUGGCUUCAAGAACUGCGGCCAUUUCCGACGAACAUGCGGACAAUUCCAUUGGAAAUAUCACCGGCAGCAAUACGGUGAAUGUUUUGCUUGGCAUGGGCAUUAGCUGGACCAUUGGCUCCAUAUACUGGGCUUUCGCUGGUGUCACAGAUGAGUGGAAGCACCACCAGACGAUUUCUGGAAGCUAUGAGCAGCUUUACCUUGCAAAGAAUCCAGACGGAGGGUUUAUUGUUGCUGCAGGUGCCAUCUCAUUUUCCGUCACAGCCUUUGCUGUCCUGGCGCUGGUUUGUGUGGCUCUGCUCUUUACCCGACGUCGGGUCUACGGCGGAGAGUUGGGCGGUCCCAAAUCAGCCCAGAGGAGAGAUAGUCUCCUAUGCUUUUCGCUGUGGGUGAUGUUCAUAGUGGCCAACAUUGUGUAUGAUCAAGUGAAAUGAAGCGCUGUUCUGCAGCAACUGCAUAGUCCAUGCUCCUGGAAUCCGCUUCUGAGCCGCUCAGUCAAACCAUUUCUACAGAAGCUGAGGAUCGUGGUGGUGGCAUUUCUGCCCGCUGAAAGACUGCAGUGAAUUUGACGUCAUGCCCACCUUUAAGCAGACUGCACAUACCUCCAACGAUGUCAC
Molecule: messenger RNA, 905 nt
Organism: Durusdinium trenchii
Lineage: Eukaryota; Dinophyceae; Suessiales; Symbiodiniaceae
Source: the annotation of a GenBank genome assembly